CAAACGGACCGUGAAAAGUGACCUCUUCAGCAGUGAUGCUCUCGCAGGAUGGAGAAGCGUACAUUGCGAGUCGCGUACCUGCCUGUCCGUGCCUCGCUGACCGAAGGUGGCCUUCUUUAGAGAGUGACGAGGCUAGGAGCAAAAAAUGCCGGCGAGGCUCCAAGCAGCCAGUGCUGGACUUCCCUUGUCCUCCUGUCCUGGUCGAGCUGCUGGCCCACCACUGGAGAGAUCUGCAGGACGGGUUCUCAGACCCUGAGGAGCUCAAUAAGAUUCUAGUGUUCCAAAGUGACGAGCUGCGGUGGACUGCACAGAAGCGUGGACUUUGGUCGCUGGAAUAUAAGCGGGAGCUGACAAGCCCGCUCUGCAUAGCUGCGGCUCAAGGCUUUAACGAGUGUCUGCAGUACCUGCUCGAGCACGGAGCUCAUCCCAAUCUCAGCGCAGGAGGGAAGGCAGCCCUGCAUGAAGCCUGUGCAAACAGCAAUACUGAGUGUGCAGAGCUUCUCUUAGAGCACGGAGCCAACCCGGACCAGCUGACGGAGGACGGGCUGACACCACUGCAUCUGUGCAGGACACCCCAGUCGCUGCGCUGUGCUAAGGCCCUGGUGCGUCACGGUGCCAAGGUAGACCUUCCCAGUGAGGAGGAGGAGGAGACUCCACUACACGUGGCAGGGAAGCACGGCCUGCCGCAUCACGCUCAGCUCUACCUGCGAUACGGCGCACGCAUCGACCACGUCAGCUGCUCAGGGGAGACGCCGCUGGGGGUGGCAUGCAGGGAAGCCCAGGAGAAGAUGAGUGAAGGUCAGGAGGGACACCUUCAGCUUUGCCGUCUCCUUUUGGCUUAUGGAGCUAACGUUAACCUCGCCGACAAGGAGCGGCGCACUCCUCUGCACAAAGCUGCCCGCAACGUCCAGAUCAGCCUGGUGAAGCUUCUCCUGGAUCAUGGGGCGGAUAUCAACUCCAUCGACUACAACGGCUGUUCACCACUGUCCAGUGUACUGCAGAGCUCGGUAGUCCGUCAGGAGUGGCAGCCGCACGUCGUUGUUCAGACGCUGUUAAACCAUGGAUCCAUUCAGAUUUGGCCACAGGCACUGCUUAAGGUAUUGACAGCCUGUGCAGAGGCACCGAAGACUGUGGAGAUCCUGUUUAACUCCUACACCCUCAUUCCUGUCACAUCCAAGUGGGUUGAAGCCAUACCUGAGGACACGUUCAAGCUUCACAGACCGUUUUAUGAGUCUCUCUUUGCGCUGGAGUACAGGCCGCGCUGUUUACAGCACCUCUGCAGAGCUGCACUGAGAAAACACUUCGGGAAGCUCUGUCACUCACUCGUCCCCCGGCUGCCCGUCCCCAAGACCCUGCAGGACUAUCUGCUCCUGGAACCUGAGGGCUGCAUCAACUAGAACAGCGGAGCUCAGCGCUGGGUUCAGAGGGCAGAUAAACAAAUAAAACUGACACUGUAAUCAUAAUAUACUACACUAUAAUAACCCUGCUGGAGCCAUUAAGUGUUUCUGUUGGUUCCUAAUGGUUUUGUAAUGUGUUUUGGCUUUUUUAAUAGGUUGAUUUCACAGUGUAAAGGAUCUUAUUGGUUUAAAGAGUAACUCCACCCCACUAUUUUCAGCUGACUCCACCCCUGGCUCAGCUUUGA
This is a messenger RNA of Colossoma macropomum (tambaqui), 1642 nucleotides long. It is a transcript of the gene asb18, whose product is annotated as ankyrin repeat and SOCS box containing 18. The transcript has 5 exons. NCBI's taxonomy places the organism in Eukaryota, Metazoa, Chordata, Actinopteri, Characiformes, Serrasalmidae. Bases 36 to 1397 code for a protein of 453 amino acids. Gene Ontology annotation, molecular function: protein binding. Gene Ontology annotation, biological process: intracellular signal transduction. The record is from RefSeq and is a predicted model, not a curated record.